UGUUGGCUGAGGUAUAUUGGGGCCAGCCAUAAAUCGUUGUUACGUCUUUCCGAAUUAUAUAACUCCUGAUGAUGAUGAUGUCGAUAUCUCUGCCAGUCCACCACUGCACCUAACUUCUUUUUUUUGGAAGAAGAAGGCAAAAAAGGACAAAGACAUGGGGCGACAGAACAUGGAAGCUCCGCUUUUGGACAGUGAUCAUUUGGAUUUGUUGGCGGCAAAUGAAAAGAGGGGAAACAAGAAAUGGAACAGAGCUCUUUGCUUCAUCUUCGUUUUGUUAACCUUCUCAAUUGUAGGCCUAAUAUUCAGAGACAACUGGAGUUACUUGGUAGUCAAAGGAGGAUACAAGUACGAUGAAAGGAUUCAAGUCCGUGGCCCUAACAGUGUCGAGUCAGAACAAGGUGUUGUUGCUGCCGAUGAUGGACGUUGUUCUGAAAUUGGUGUACUCAUGCUCAAGAAAGGUGGGCAUGCGGUGGAUGCUGCGGUGGCAAUAGCACUGUGCGUCGGAGUUGUCAAUCCAAUGUCAAGUGGAAUUGGAGGUGGAGCAUUCAUGAUUGUCAGGUCUUCAUCAACUUCACAAACCCAAGCUUUUGAUUCGAGAGAAACUGCUCCCUUGGCUGCUUCACAGGAUAUGUAUAUGAAUGAUAUCAAAGCCAAGUAUAGAGGUGCAUUAUCAAUGGGAGUUCCUGGUGAGAUUGCUGGCCUUCAUGAAGCUUGGUUGAGAUAUGGACGAUUAGCUUGGAGGACAUUAUUUAAGCCUGCAAUAAAACUUGCUAAAGAGGGAUUUGUGGUUGCUCCAUAUCUCGGAUUAUGCAUUGCUAGCAAUGGGAGGAUGAUCAUGAAUGACCCUGGCUUAAGGCGAGUGUUUGCACCAAAGGGGAAGUUGUUACAAGCGGGUGAAAAGUGCUAUAAUGUGGAGCUAGCGCAAAGCCUUGAGGCAGUGGCAGAACAAGGACCAGAUGCUCUUUAUAAUGGAACCAUUGGAGAGAAAUUGGUAAAAGAUGUGAGACAGGCUGGUGGGAUUUUGACAAUGGAAGAUUUACGGAAUUACAAGGUAGAAGUUACAGAUGCAAUGGUUGCAAAUGUAAUGGACUACACUAUAUAUGGAAUGCCACCUCCUUCAAGUGGAACACUCGGGCUGUCUCUGGUUAUGAACAUCCUUGGGAGCUACGGAAGUGCUGAUGCUGCAAAGGGGGAUCUUGGCUUGCAUCGCCUGAUUGAAGCAUUGAAACACAUGUUUGCUGAACGAAUGAACUUGGGUGAUCCUGAUUUUGUGGACAUAACCAAAUAUACAUCUGAAAUGCUUUCCGUUUCUUAUGCAAAGCAAAUUCAGCAAAAGAUACUUGACAACACUACUUUCCCAGCAGACUACUAUAUGUACAGAUGGAGUCAACUCAGAGACCAUGGAACUAGCCAUUUUUGUGUUGUAGAUGCGGAACGCAAUGCGGUAUCAAUGACAACCACUGUAAAUUAUCCUUUUGGAGCUGGGGUGCUAUCUCCUUCCACUGGUAUCGUGGUUAACAAUGAGAUGGGUGAUUUCUCAGCACCAACAGAGAUUUCUCCUGACAUGCUCCCUCCUGCUCCAGCAAAUUUUAUUCGCCCAAAAAAGAGGCCUCUAUCUUCCAUGACACCACUUAUUAUUACCAAGGAUAAUCAGCUGGCCGGGGUCAUUGGUGGCAGUGGUGGAAUGAGCAUAAUACCAGCAGUAAUCCAGGUUUUCCUAAAUCAUUUUUUCUUGGGGACGGAACCUUUAGCCGCGGUUCAACAUCCAAGGAUCUACCACAAGCUAAUACCAAAUGUAGUUUCAUAUGAAAACUGGACUGUGAUUGAUGGUGAUCAUAUCGAGCUUGCCGAGGAGACAAAGACUUUCUUGGCAGAGAAGGGUCAUCACCUGCAGGCUAAGUCAAGUGGGGCUAUCGUCCAGUUUGUUGUUCAAACCCUCCAAAACCCCAUCGAAAUGGGCCGAAAAUAUGGAAAAGGUUCCAAUAUAUAUCAUGGAACACUAACUGCCGUUAGUGACCCUAGAAAAGAUGGGAAGCCUGCGGCACUUUGAUCCCUUUGUUUUCUUUUAGGGGGUUUAGACGUCCUGAGGGAACAGAGCGAUCAUCGAAUUAAUCACUUACAAGAUAAUUAUGUAAUCAUGAGGAACACGACUGUUCAUUCACUGGACUGUUUUCAGAUAAGAUCAGUCGUGUAUAAUUUCAUUCUUGUGAACCACUUCAACUCAAAAUUUGUAAAUAAAAUUUCGCCUAAGGGUAGUCAGUCCUCAGUUGGAAACAAA
This is a messenger RNA of Theobroma cacao (cacao), 2278 nucleotides long. It is a transcript of the gene GGT4, whose product is annotated as gamma-glutamyl transpeptidase 4. Gene Ontology annotation, biological process: glutathione catabolic process. Gene Ontology annotation, molecular function: glutathione gamma-glutamate hydrolase. Gene Ontology annotation, cellular component: plasma membrane. Lineage: Eukaryota; Viridiplantae; Streptophyta; Magnoliopsida; Malvales; Malvaceae. The record is from RefSeq and is a predicted model, not a curated record.